This is a messenger RNA of Chaetomium strumarium, 1716 nucleotides long. RefSeq names its product major facilitator superfamily domain-containing protein. Lineage: Eukaryota; Fungi; Ascomycota; Sordariomycetes; Sordariales; Chaetomiaceae. Gene Ontology annotation, biological process: transmembrane transport. Gene Ontology annotation, molecular function: transmembrane transporter activity. Gene Ontology annotation, cellular component: plasma membrane. Bases 1 to 1716 code for a protein of 571 amino acids. The record is from RefSeq and is a predicted model, not a curated record. The transcript has a single exon.
AUGCCCGACUCGCCGGUCUCAUCAUCAUCGUCGUCGUCGUCGGCAACGUUCCCCUACGCCGAGGAGAAAGGAGGAGGAGGAGGGCUGGAAGCAGGCGGCGUGGAAGCAGACGAUCCCAAAUCUACUACUAGUAGUAGUUCCAAACCGCCGUCGGACGCCGGGUGGACGCGCGGGGUGGGGUUCUGGCGGUGCUUCGUCGGGCUGUGCAUCCCGAUCCUGCUGUCGGCGUUCGAGGGCAGCGUGGUGAGCACGGCGCUGCCGACCAUCUCGCGGUCGCUGCGGCUGGGCCCGGCGUCGUCGUGGGUGGCGACGGCGUUCCUGCUGGCGUCGAUCGUGUUCCAGCCGCUGUACGGGCAGCUGGCCGACAUCUGGGGGCGGCGGCACCUGAUGAUGGCGGCCGUGGUGGUGUUCGGCGUGGGCAGCGCCGUGGCCGGCUACGCCAGCAGCGCCGCCGUGCUCGUGCUGGGCCGCGUCGUGCAGGGCAUGGGCUCCGGCGGCAUCGACCUGUUUGCCGAGCUGAUCCUGUGCGACAUCAUCCCGCUGAAGAAGCGCGGCCACUACGUCGCCAUCAAGGCCGCCGUGUACGCGCUCGGCACCACCGUCGGGCCCUUGCUCGGCGGCGUCUUCGCCCAGACCAACUGGCGCUGGUGCUUCGGCGUCAACCUGCCCGUGUGCAUCGUCGCGCUGGUGCUGAUGUGGUUCUGGCUGCAGCUGCACAGCGGCGACUCGUGGCAGGGCCUGUCGGUGCGCCAGCAGAUGGGCCGCGUCGACUACGCCGGCCUGCUGCUGCUGACCGCCUCGGUCGUGCUGAUCCUGUGCGCCCUCAGCCUGGCCGGCACCGUGUACGCCUGGGCCGACGCGCCCAUCGUGGCCGCCCUCGCGGGGGGUUGUUCCGGCAUCGUCGUCUUCGUCUUCUGGGAGCGGUGCCGCCGCUGCGCCCACCCGAUCAUGGCGCCGCACGUCUUCUCCAACCGCACGACCGUCGCCGCGCUGGUCGUCACCACCGUGCAUGGCUUCAUCACCUACGGCUUCCAGUUCUACCUGCCGCCCUUCUUCCAGGCCGUGCUGGCCGCCUCGCCGGCCCGGUCAGGCGUGCUGAUCCUGCCCUGCAGCCUGACCAUCGUCAUCCUCGCCGCCGUCGGUGGCCCCCUGCUGGCCCGCUUCGGCAAGUACCGGCUGAUGCACCGCGCCGGCUUCGUGCUGAUGAUCGCCGGCCUGCUGCCCUGCAUCGCCUUCGAGUCGUCCCGCGCCGUGUGGCUGUGGAUCGUGCUGUCGUUCCUGGUCGGCAUCGGCUCCGGCAUCAUCGUGUCGACCACGCUGCCGACCGUGCUGGUCGAGCUGACCGACAAGGAGAACGCCGCGGCCACCGGCUCGUGGGCCUUCCUGCGCGGGCUCGGCUCGCUGCUCGGCGUGGCCGUCCCCAACGCCGUGUUCAACGCCCAGUUCGCCGCCUCGCUGCACUCCAUCCAGGACGCCGCCGCCACGGCCCAGCUGAGCAACGGCCAGGCCUACGAGCACGCCUCGGCCACCUUCGUCUCGGCCUUCGGCGACCAGGUCAAGGAGCAGAUCCUCGCCGCCUUCGCCGCCAGCUUCAAGCUCGUCUGGAUCAUCUUCCUGGCCCUGGCCGUCCUGGGCUUUCUGGCCACCUUCCUGGAGCGCCAGGUCCGCCUGCGCAGGGACCUGGACAGCGACUUUGGUCUGAAGGAGGCUCGCUGA